Centrocercus urophasianus (Greater sage-grouse) is the source of this 4773-nucleotide messenger RNA. RefSeq names its product alpha-2-macroglobulin-like. Gene Ontology annotation, molecular function: endopeptidase inhibitor activity. The transcript is spliced from 36 exons. Gene Ontology annotation, cellular component: extracellular region. Lineage: Eukaryota; Metazoa; Chordata; Aves; Galliformes; Phasianidae. Bases 25 to 4425 code for a protein of 1466 amino acids. The record is from RefSeq and is a predicted model, not a curated record.
UUGAGUCACUGCGUCCUGCUGAGCAUGAUGAGGAAGGACUGGCUCUUCAACAAGCCUGUUAUCUUUCUCCUUUUCUUCCUCUUCCCUGGAAAUAUCUCUCACACUGCAGAACCGCAGUACAUGGUGCUUCUGCCCUUUCUGAUACAUACUGAUUCUCCUGAAAAAGUCUGUGUUCAGCUGACUCACUUGAAUGAGUCUGUAACACUGCAUGCUACAAUUCAGUAUCAAGGGGAAAACAGGAGCUUGAUUGAUGAUGUGGUGUCGGAGAAAGAUUUGUUUACCUGCAUCCCUUACUCUCUUUCAAAAUCCAACAGCACAUCAGUGGCACUUCUCACUGUGACGGUGAAGGGAGAGACGCUGCAGUUCAGAAGCCGCAAGUCAGUGCUGGUCAAGAAUUCUGAGAGUUUGGUCUUUGUCCAGACAGACAAACCCAUCUACAAGCCUGGACAGACAGUUCUGUUUCGGAUUGUUUCUCUGGAUAAAGACUUCCACCCACUGAAUGAGAAGUUUCCAAUCGUCUAUGUUCAGGAUCCCCAGAGAAACCGUGUUUAUCAAUGGCAAGGGGUAGAACUUGAGACUGGCCUUACACAGCUCUCCUUCCCUCUCACCUCUGACCCCAUCCAAGGCUCCUACAAAAUAGUCGUGCAAAAGAACUUCAUUGCCCACGUGGAGCACUCCUUCUCCGUAGAGGAAUAUGUGCUGCCCAAGUAUGAGGUCCUGGUGAAGCUGCCUAAGAUGAUCACAAUUGAGGACAAGGAGCUUCCAGUGUCCGUCUGUGGUCUUUACACCUAUGGAAAACCAGUCCCUGGUAUGGUGAGUGUCCAAGUGUGCCGGAAAUUUUCCCAUUCUGCUUCACAUUGUUAUAGAAAAGAAGGAGAAGCUGUAUGUGAAGAAUUCACCAGGCAGGCAGAUGUUCACGGGUGUGUUUCUGCUGUAGUAAGAACUAAGAUAUUUCAACUCCGGCGCAGGGGAUAUAAGAUGAGCAUUGAGGUGCAAGGCAAGAUCACAGAAGAUGGUACAGGAAUAGUUGUGACUGGAACAGGCUCUUGUGAAAUCACAUCCAUAAUGAGCAAAGUCAGCUUUGACCUGUUGGACUCUCAUUACAGACCAGGGAUCCCACUCUUUGGCUGGGUGAAGCUGGUAGAUGGUAAUGAUGUUCCCAUUGCCAAUGAAACCAUCAGGAUUUCUGUGAAUGGAGACAUAUACAAAGGCAAUUACACUACAGAUGAGCAGGGACUAUCCUGGUUUUCCAUUGAUACUACUACGUUCACAGAAGCCUCCCUGGAAAUCCGAGCUGAAUAUAAACCUGAACUGAACUGUUAUGUCAGUGACUGGAUCACGCCUUCACAUGAGCAUGCCAUGCGUAGAAUAAGUCGGUUUUACUCCCCCAGUAAGAGCUUCCUCAAAAUUGAGCCCAAGUUGGAGACGUUAAGUUGUGGCUCCUCUGCAGAGAUCCAGGUGCACUAUAUCUUCACACCAGAAGUUAUUGAACAGCAGGGGAAAAUUAUCAUUUACUAUUUGGUGAUGGCCAAGGGCAGUAUUAUGUUAGCAGACACCUAUGAUCUGACUGUGGAUCCUGGAAAUGCUUAUGGGAUAUUCCAGUUGAUCUUACCUGUUGAUGUGACAAUUGCUCCCCUGGCACAAAUGCUUGUGUAUACCACUUCACCCAGUGGAGAAGUCAUUGCUAGUACAGGAGAAUUCCGGGUUGAAAGUUGCCUUUUCAAUAAAGUCAGCUUGAGUUUUGUACCCGAGGAAGAACUUCCUGCCUCCAACACAAGCCUGAAACUCCAUUCUUCACCAAGGUCCCUGUGUGCCCUCCGUGCUGUGGACAGGAGCGUCCUCCUCAUGAAGCCUGAAGAUGAACUCUCUCCCAACUCCGUGUAUAACCUUCUCCCACUCAAGGAACUCCGGGGCUAUAGCUUCAAGGACUACUACUUGGAAGAAGAAGAUGUAAACCCCUGUGUGUCACUUGACAACAUAUUACUGAAUGGAUUCACCUAUGUACCCAUUUCUCCUGAUGGUGAAGGUGAUGUUUAUGAAAUUCUCAAACUAAUAGGCUUAAAAGUCUUCACUAGCAACAAGAUCCAUAAACCUGAAGUCUGCCAGCAUUACACAGCACAUAUGAUGGAAAGGAGUUACAACUAUGCAAUGUUAAAACAGACGGAUGCUGGCAGUCCUGUGGAGACCAUCCGGAAGUACUUCCCUGAGACAUGGAUUUGGGACGUAUUUUCAGUGAACUCUGAGGGAAAUGCUGAAGUAGAAGUGACCAUUCCUGACACCAUCACUGAAUGGAAAGCCAGUGCGUUCUGCAUGUCCCCAGACACAGGCUUUGGCCUGUCACCAACAGUGUCCCUCAGAGCCUUCCAGCCUUUCUUUGUAGAGCUCACCCUACCUUACUCUGUAGUGCGUGGUGAGGCCUUCACGCUGAAAGCCACUGUUUUCAACUACCUGACAGCCUGCAUCAGAGUCAGGGUGAUUCUGGCUCAGUCUACUCAAUUUCUGGCUACUGCGGUGGAAAAGGAGGAAGACUCUCAUUGUCUCUGUGAGAACGGGAGGAAAACAGUGGCUUGGCUGGUGACUCCCAAAUCUCUAGGGCUGGUGGAGUUCUUGGUGAGCACUGAGGCCCUGCAGAACCAGCAGCCAUGCGGAAACACCGUAGUGGAGACCCCUGAGAAAGGGCGGAAGGACACGGUCAUCAGGCAGCUGCUGGUGGAGCCUGAAGGAGUUGAGAAGGAAACUGUUCAGAACUCUGUGCUCUGUUUGAAAGGAGAGUCUGUGAAAGAGAAGUUUUCUCUGUUGCUUCCCUCAAAUGUGGUCCAAGACUCAGGCAGAGCAUAUUUCUCAGUGCUAGGCGAUCUCAUGGGCACCGCCAUGCAGAACCUGCACCAGCUACUCCAGAUGCCAUUUGGUUGUGGCGAACAGAACAUGGUCUUGUUUGCACCCAACGUCUAUGUCCUGGACUAUCUGAACAAGACAGGACAGCUGAGUGAGGAGGUCAAAUCCAAGGCCAUUGGAUACUUAGUGAGCGGUUAUCAGAGGCAGAUGAACUACAAGCACCCAGAUGGCUCUUACAGUACCUUUGGACCACGUUACGGCCAACGGGGGAACACCUGGCUCACAGCCUUUGUCCUGAAGUCCUUUGCCCAGGCCCGGUCUUACGUCUUCAUAGAUGAAAAGCACAUCCAGGAUGCUUUGAUCUGGCUCAGUCAAAAUCAGAAGGAGAAUGGCUGCUUCCGCAGCUCUGGGAUGCUCCUGAACAAUGCCAUGAAGGGUGGAGUGAACAAUGAGGUAACACUGACAGCCUACAUCACUAUUGCACUGCUGGAGAUUCCUCUGCCUGUAACUCACUCGGUGGUGCGCAAUGCUCUGUUCUGCCUGGAAACGGCAGGAAAUGGGGAAGAAAACCACGUGUACACCAAGGCACUGCUGGCAUAUGCCUUUGCCCUGGCAGGGAAGGAGGAGAAGAGGAAGGCGUUCCUUGGCUCACUUGAAAAGGAAGCCGUCCAAAAGGAUGGGUCUGUUCACUGGCAGCGGCCUGGGAAAGAGCCAGAGGCUGAUCUCCCGUACUACCGCUAUAAAGCUCCCUCUGCUGAAGUGGAGAUGACAGCCUAUGUGCUCCUUGCUCACCUCACCACGCAGCCAGCACCUUCGCAGGAGGAGCUGUCACUCGCAUCUCGUAUUGCAAAGUGGAUCAUUGGUCAGCAGAAUCCCAACGGAGGCUUCUCCUCCACCCAGGACACAGUUGUGGCUCUGCAAGCCCUCUCCUUGUACGGAGUUUCCACCUAUGCCAAGAGCGGAGCAGCUUCCAAAGUGACCCUGCGAUCUGGAGGGGACUUCCAGCAAGACUUCCACGUGGACCCCUCAAACCGGCUGCUGCUCCAGCACGUGCCCCUGCCCCAGGUGCCAGGGGAGUACAGCGUAGAGGUGUCUGGCAAGGGAUGCGUCUACCUGCAGACAAGCCUGAGGUACAACGUGCAGCCCAAGCAGGAGAGCGCGCCCUUCCUGCUGCAUGUACACACGAGACCAGAGACGUGUGAGGACUCCAAGGCUCACAAGGCCUUUGACAUAGGCAUAAACGUCAGUUACGUGGGUGAGCGCAGUGUCUCCAACAUGGUGAUUAUCGAUGUGAAAAUGCUGUCGGGAUUCAUCCCUGUCAAGUCCUCAGUGAGGAAGCUGGCACACCACCAAGUCAUUGAGCGUACAGAGUUCAGUACCAACCAUGUCUUAGUGUAUCUGGAAAAGCUGAGCAACGUGACCUUGAGCUUCUCCUUCACGGUGGAGCAGGACAUCCCUGUGCAGGGCCUGAAGCCAGCUCAGGUGAAGGUGUAUGAUUACUAUGAGACAGAUGAGUUUGCCAUACAGGAGUACGGUGCUCCCUGCGCCACAGGCCACUUUCACCAUGCUGCAGAUACAGAAGUGCAUUGAGGAAUUGUCUCCCGGCCACCUUGGUGAAAUGUUCACAUGUCUUCAGUGAAUUUCAAGCUUUGCCCUGGGUUCUUUUUUCCAAUCCUGUGGGAAAUCCAUGUGCCACAAGACAACAUUUACUCUGAUAGCUCAUGCCUCUCCUUCCUUCUCUGUAGUAUGGAUAUAAUGAACAUUCCCAAUAUGUUGUCCUUCUGCAACGUGGCAAUUUUAGGUGUCGUAGGUUCGCAGAUUUUAACAGGGUUUAAGCUGACAUGGCACAAAAGGGGCUACCACAGAAUGCGGAGAAGUCGUCUGGGGUUCUGGUUAUUGCUUCACCAGGAAUUCUCUCUCACUCUGUCCUUUCCCCAC